AGCAAAUAGAGAGCAUCGUUCAGAAUCAUUGAAGAUUGAAGCAGACUCUCCAAAUAUUAGCCGUAGUGUCGUAUACGUCCCCUAGGAAGUGUUGGUCGUACUCUCCUCCGCUAUCCAGCCAACCUCGUCAUCAUCGUACAACAGUUUUUCGCACCCGGGUCAAUAUUAUAAUCAAUGACACUGGUAUUACGCACAAUACACCAGGUUCACGAAAAUUGCGCGCGUCUCUCGGCUUAUUAUAACAUUUUCACGAGAGUGAAAGAGGACUGGUAAACAAACACCCGGCGAAUGUACCCUGAUCCCUAAGAAAAAAGAGAGGAGAGCAAUUGUCAAGGCUAAAUACAACUAAAUAGACGUGUAAAAGCGUCAGGAUGUCGGGUAUUGCGAGCGCCAGGCUAGCCGAGGAGCGCAAAGCUUGGAGAAAGGAUCAUCCUUUUGGGUUUGUGGCACGACCAACGAAAAAUCCAGAUAGUACUCUAAAUCUCAUGAGUUGGGAAUGUGCGAUACCAGGCAAAAAAAGCACACCUUGGGAGGGUGGACUUUAUAAGCUACGGAUGAUCUUCAAGGAUGACUAUCCUUCCAGCCCACCCAAAUGCAAAUUUGAGCCACCACUGUUUCAUCCAAACGUUUAUCCAUCGGGUACAGUUUGUUUAUCAUUGUUAGAUGAAGAAAAAGACUGGAGGCCAGCGAUCACAAUCAAACAAAUCCUUCUUGGUAUUCAAGAUUUACUCAAUGAGCCUAAUGUAAAAGAUCCAGCACAGGCAGAAGCUUAUACAAUCUAUUGCCAAAACCGUCUUGAGUACGAGAAACGAGUGCGAGCGCAAGCAAGAGCAAUGGCUCCUCAAGAAUGAAAUUUCUAAAUUUAUACUGAUUAUCGCCGAUAUUACGUGAAUACUGAAACAACCAUCAUUUUUUUAAUUCUCUGCUAGCUUAAAAAUAAAUUAACGUAUAUUUAUUUCUUUAUAAAUUAUCGGCAUUGAGAAUGAAUUUAGCUCACGUGCGAAUUCUUAAUUACCGACAAAAGUUUAUGGAU
Molecule: messenger RNA, 1033 nt
Organism: Copidosoma floridanum
Lineage: Eukaryota; Metazoa; Arthropoda; Insecta; Hymenoptera; Encyrtidae
Gene: lwr
Product: ubiquitin conjugating enzyme lesswright
Source: RefSeq, a predicted model, not a curated record